Messenger RNA from Serinus canaria (Common canary), 4515 nucleotides. Its product is annotated as interleukin-1 receptor type 2. The transcript is spliced from 9 exons. Lineage: Eukaryota; Metazoa; Chordata; Aves; Passeriformes; Fringillidae. Bases 278 to 1468 code for a protein of 396 amino acids. The record is from RefSeq and is a predicted model, not a curated record. Gene Ontology annotation, molecular function: interleukin-1 binding; interleukin-1, type II, blocking receptor activity.
UUUUCUCUCUGUCUGUGCCUCUGUUUCUCUUAUCCUCACUCUACGGAAGGAAAGAAAGUUGGGUCUAAAACGUUAUUUGGUUUUGACACAAAUCUGAUUGGGCAAUGAGAGGCAAAUUUCCGCUGUGCGUUGAGCUCAACCCUAUAUAAGGUCCUCACCAGGAAUUUUCAGUCUGAUAGCUUCUUUUUGUGUGAUUCUUCUGGCUGAAAGACUACAGAAACACAGAUUUCAAAACAUUUUCCUUCCACCCUCUUCUUCUGAUUUCUUGUGGAAAAAAAUGCAUGGGCUCUUCUUUGUCCUGGUGACCUGCACAGCAGGUGCCUCUGCUUUCAGACUCCAGCAAGUCAAAAACACAGAAAACUGCCCAGACCACACAGUGUUUUUCAAACACUACUAUGAACUGCAUGGAGAACCUGUGGUUCUGAAAUGCCCUUCCCCCAGAUACAAACAUUUGGAUUUCUCUGCCUUGACCCCUAAUAUCACAUGGUAUAAAAAUGAUUCAAACACCAUGAUAUCAGGAAGAGAUGAAGAUUCAAGAAUCUGGGCAAAAGGAAAUGCACUCUGGUUUUUACCAGCAAUGCUAGAAGACUCAGGAGUAUAUAUCUGCACAAGAAGGAACUCCUCCUACUGUGCCGAGGUCUCCAUCCACCUCACAGUUGUGGAGAAAACAGCUGCUUGGGAGAUUGCGUAUCCCCAGAUCCUCUUCACUUUCACUGCUGGAAAGAUUGUUUGUCCUGACCUGUGGGAUUUUACACCAAACAGGACAAGCCUGGAGCUCAAGUGGUACAAGGAUGCUCAGCCUUUGGAAGAGGACAAUGAAAGAUUCAUCAUUCUGAACGGUUCAGCGUCUCUGAUCAUGACAUCUGUGCUACCAACAGAUGCAGGGUAUUACACCUGCAAGAUGUCAUUUCCAUUUGAAGGUGUGGAGUAUGAAAUCACCAGGACAAUUCAACUGGAGACUGUUGCACUGACUGUUCUCUUUUUCUGCCAAGAACAAGAGAAGAGAAUUACCCCAAUAAUUGUGUAUCCAGCUCAAAAGACAACAUCAGCUGCUCUUGGCUCCAAGAUGACUCUCCCGUGCAAAGUGUUUGUUGGGCUGAGCAGCCAUUUCCAAACUGAUGUGGAAUGGCUAGCAAAUGACACCAGUGUUGACCUGGUUUAUAAACAAAGCAGAGUUACAGAGGGGGAACGACAAGAAAUUGUAGAAAAUGGUGAAAACUUCAUUGAAGUACCACUUAUUUUUGAUUCUGUUGAAGAAGUGGACUUUUACACAGACUUUACCUGUCUGGCCCAGAACAGAUAUGGAUACCAAGAACUGCCAACAAGGGUCAAGCAGGAAGCUGUUGGUCUGUCCUGGUACAUUGCAAUGAUUCCUGUUGCUCUGGCCUGUUUGAUCGUGGGAGGGAUAUGCAUGCACAAGUGCUGGAAGAGUAGAGCUGAUAAAGGAUAUACAAUACCAAAGGUUUAAAAUCCGCUUGGGUUCUCCAACUACAGAACAAAAAAUCACCCUGGCUAUCUUUCACAUCAGACACAGCGAGCAUUUCAGACCUGAUAUACUGCAUUCCCAACAGACAAUAAUAACAGCUCUUUCCCACUUUUCCCAGUCUUCUAUGAUCUGAUGAAGUUAAGAAUAUAAGUUUGCAUUUUUAUGCUGCUUAGAUGCAGGAAAUCUGGUUCUAUGAUUUUGUAACUAGAGUGCAAUCUGUAGAAUUUUGGAACACGAAAUCGUGCUCUGGAUAUGGGAAGGGUGGGGAAAGGGGGGUGGUGUCACACUUUGUAAUUCCAACAGGUGUACUGUUUUUUAAAAAAAAAAAGGAAAAGAAACCCCUAAAAUCUAAAAAGGGAAGGAAGCUUGCUACAGAAGGAUUAUUUGAUGCUAGAGGGAAAAAGCAAUUUUCCUAUGCAACCAGACUAAAUUUGUUUCACUUGAGUCUAAAAAGAGCCAUUUAUUUUCCCUUUUCAGAGCCAAAUGCAGUUGUCAUGGCAACUGAAUAUCUCUGAACUUCUCCACAGAAAAACUAAAUUUGUUCACCAUUUGGAUUACACAUUGCUUAAAUAGACUGUCUCAGAAUAUCCCUCCCCCAGAGAUAACUCCAUCUGUAUAAAAGAUAACUGUACACAGAAGAAUUCAGUUCUAUUUUAUCUACCAAUAUGUUGUAGCUACAGAUUCAUAAGCAGCUGUAAAACGUUGACAUCUUUGCCAAGAAAAGAAUGGGAGGAAUGUUUAAGUGUUUUGAGAGUGAUUUGGCUAAUAAAAAGUUUUAUUCCUGGAAGUGACUGGACAGAUUGCCAGUGAUAAUGAAGAGUCUCACACUUUUGUUCCUCCGGCCAUUUUGUGACCAGUCUGGUGUAGCUUCAGAUUGUGUCCUUUAAAUUGCAGUAUGCAAAUUGGUUACAUGGGGUGCAAAACACUGCCUGUUAGGUUAACCUAGCCGGAUUCUAGUCUUGACAUAAAUCAUAAGGGAGUAAUAAAUAAUCAGUGACCAUGCUGUACUUUGAGGGUCAGAAUGAGUAAAAUUAUUUGGUUACUUCCUCUCUUCCUCUUCAAAGAGAUACCACUCAUGACAGCUGAGAAAUCAUUACAUGAUAUAUAAUGUGUAUUAUCUUCAUCUGUAUAGGAGGGAAGAGAACCUGCGUCAAGGCCUAGAUUAGUACAGAUCCAUAACUACACCAACGCCUCUCCCUCUACCAAUACUAAAAUAAUACCAACAUCUCUCACAGGCACCAAAGAUAAAGCUUUUUGUUCAUGUAAAUCAUCCCAGAGGAUUUUCAAACUCUAUAGGAAAAAAAAAAAUUCAGGAAAGACUUUGACUCCAAAAAUCACAUUUUAACACUCUAGAGAAGUAAAUGGCUCACAUCCAUAUGGGACAGACCAUGACCUUACUCCUUUCCACCACCACUUCUAGUUGGCUCUGAGUUUGGCACAAUAAAUAUCUGGAUGGAUUUUGAAGAGUAGGAUGUGGCUUGAGUUAAGAAAUCUUCACUCUGUUAGUGAGAACAUUCAUAUGAGAUUCCAACCACAGCCUCCCAUUAAACACUCUAAAUGCUUGUUGUGAAGAUACAGGCAGAGAGAUUAGAGUUCUGAUGCAGUUUAGGUCAAGGGCAUCCAGAGAACACCACAGGACUCACUGUUUCCAAGUGCAGAAUAUUGAAGAUGAUAAGGACCACAAGUGUUUCAUGGGCAGAUGGGAAAAAGGUGGAUGCAAGUGUGGAGAAGAGUCAGUCCCCUUGGAUAUCUGUUCUUUGAAGGGAAAAAGCUAUAGAAGAAACCAAUGUUGGAGGGAACAUUGAAAAUGUUUUAGGAGCAUCAGGAAUGCUCAUUAUUUUCAAGCAAUUGCUAGUCUGUACCUAGAGAACAAAUUAGGUUUGUCAAUAAGUGUAAUGUUUAAACAUGUGAUUUCCUGUCCAUCUGUAUCCUCCAAGAGUGGUGUGAUCACAUACCUGGCUGUAGGUGCAGGGCUGGAUUUCAUUAAGUACUGGAAAAAACCCAGAACUUUUGGUAUACCGAGCACUGAUGCCAUAAGAAAGUUAAAUACCUCAGAUCCUUCUUCAAAACCAGAGGAGGAGAAAAAAUAUAAAUAUAAGGUAAAAAUUAGGUAUUUAGAGAAUUGCUGUUACAUGCUGUUACAUACUCAGGGGCAUCUUGAAUACAAAAGAAAAGUAAAGAAACAAAGGCUUAUCUUUUAUGAAGUGAUAUUUGCUUCUCUGACUACUAGUAUAAUAUUCUGAAGGCUUUCCUCAUAAGUAGAUGUCAUCAGGUGAACUACACAGUGUAAAUAUUUUACAGAUAGAUUUUAACAAGUGACCUACAUAAUGUAAAUACUUGACACUGAUUUGCAUCAUUAUACACAAGGGCAACAUGGUUUAUCUAGGUUUUGAAAAUGUUAUGGUGGAAAAAUGGUUAACAAAUAAACCAAAAUCCUGGUGUGUGAGUUGAGUGGGAAGAGAGAUGUGAGAUAUGAGAUGUCUCUUUGAGGUGGCAGCUAAAACCCGAAACCUGGAAAGAAGUACAGUAUUAGGGAACAUCAAGGAUUCAAGGCUCUGCACAACAGUGUUUUUCUUUGGAAAAAUUAGGGAUGUAAUGAGGCACGCCUACAGAGAGGGAAAGACUGGUGUACCAUGGUCUUGGCAUGAAUUAGCAUUCAGUACAGAGGCUUGUUGUGCAAAAGUUAUUUUCAAGAAACAUUAAUUAAAUUAACAACUAUUUUCUAGUUUUCAGUGUAUGUGAUCUUGAUGUCAUUUAUCCAUCUAAAUAGGCAGCAUAACUGAUGUUUGACCCUAGUAGCACCUGAACCAAACCUAAACAUAAUGUGAAGAGUACCAAAUAAUUUCAUCUGCUGGCUCCCAAACAAAACUAUUAAAUUAAUUUAGGAGCAAGUGAAAACAAGGGCUGACCUGCACAUAGAGUUGAUCUUCACUAAUCAAGACAAGAAAGUUACAUUUUUAAUUCUAGUAGCUGGGGAGGGAAGGCAUGCAUACAGGAGGAUGAGGACGUUCUUGUUGAAAUAUCAUUGC